AUGCGCGCGCUCAUCCGCGGAGAGGGAGCUGCUGCGGCGGACGGGGGCAGGGGGAACGAGACGGGUGGGGGAAAGGCGGCGCUGGAUGCGCUGAUGGCCGAAGGCGCGGCGGUGAAGGGGAAGGCGGGGGGCGCAAUGGGCGCACAGAGCGCAAUGGCGCAGCUGGUGGCGGGGGAGGGGGAGGGGAAUGGGACUGGAGCAGGGGGAGAGUUCGGGGGAAGCGGGGGGGAGGAGCUGCGGACGUGGCGGAGAGAGUGGCUGAAGGAGGGGCGGGCGCAGCGCAGGCGGGGGGAUGCCGCGCGGAGGAGAGGCGAAGGGGGACAGCAAUGGCGGGGAUGGGCGGGAUAUGGCCCGGAAAAUAAGCCCCCCCCUCGAGUGGCCAUCUGUCUGGUGGGCGGCGCACGCGAGUUCCAUCUGACGGCGCCCACGCUGCAGCGCCACCUGCUGCCCGCCUACCACUCGGCGCACGUCUUCCUGCUCGCCCCUCUGGACCACUCCGCCCACCGCCUCUCCCUCCUCGCCUGGCCGCAACUGGGGGCAGCGCGCCUGGGGGAACUGGGGGGGAGCGCGGGGGGAGCUGGGGGAGCGGGGGAAGGGGUGGGGGGAGGGGGUGAGCGGCGGGGUGGAGAUUUUCCCAGGUACUCCCUGGUGCAGGUGAGCGUGCUGCCGGACGUGCCGGUGAAUGAGACAAAAAUCACCGACCGGCUGCUGGAGGUGGUGGAGGGCAGCGAGGCGCAGACGCGGCAGGGGCUGAUGCAGCAGUUUAAAGCCGUAGAACUCUGCGUUACUGCCAUCACGCGUUACGAGAAAACCCACGCGAUCCGAUAUGAUUGGAUUCUGCGAACCCGCGUGGAUGGGUAUUGGAUGGGCCCCCCGCCGCCCCUGUCGGUGCUGGAUCCGAUUGCGUACACGAUUCCGGGCGGCAGCGACUGGGGCGGGCUGAACGACCGGCUGGGGAUGGGCGGCAGGAAGGCCAGCUGGAAGGCGCUGAGACGGCUGAGCGUCUUGCGGCCGCUGGUGGAGCGCGGGGGGUACAGCGAGCUCAAUGCGGAACGGGUUUACCUGGCGCAAAUGGCGUUCCUGCAGGUGCAGGUGGCACGAUACGACUUCCCCUUCUGCAUCCUCAGCCGCAAAAAGGGUCUGCCGGCCUUCCCUGUGGCUGCCGCCCUCUCCUCCACUGCUGCCGCCCUCAACGGCGCUAAGUGCCGCCCCUGCCGCCCCACCGUGGUCGGCGGGCAGGCCGCAAAAUACAUCCUCGCGCUGCCCGAGCGAAUCUUCGGCGCGCAGCCACACGGGAUCGACCUGUGCCGGGCAGAGGACGACUGGGCGGCAGACUGGCGCGAAAUCUUCGAUAAAGACGCAGGAGAGGUCCCAGCCGCCGCCCGGCAGUACAUGGAAACGCGAACCUUUGAUGAGUGUGUGGAAGACUGGCGCUACUUCCACCAGCAGGUGCCCGUCUGGAACGCACCUCCCCCAGUCUCCAUCUGCGUGCGCGGGCUUCUAGGAAAGUUCCACAAGAUGGGGUACCCGGGGGGGGAUUUCCCGGUGUUUCUGGACCCGUGGGUGGGGGCGCGGGGGGAGGCGCGGGGGAGGAAGCCGGUGGUGUAUUCGUCAGUGGCUGGGGUGGACUACAGCUUUGACUGGGCGCUGAUGCGCAAGCUGCGGUGCCGCGUGCACGCGUUUGACAGCACGCCUGAGGGCAUGCGGUGGAUCGGGGACAAGAUUGACAACUUGCCGCCUGCCUCAUGGGUGCACCAUGCGUGGCUGCUGGCACCGCAUGACUGGCCUUUGCAGGUGUACCCGCUGGACAUCGAGGAGCACCCGGUGGAAUACGCUGUGGCCCUGCCGCCCCACCUGGACGCGUCGUCGCUACCACCGCCCAUCCACGUGGAGGCGAUGACAGUGGAAGGCACUAUGAAGCUUCUCAACCACUCCAUUGUGGACAUCAUGAGGAUAGGUGGGCACGUGUCGCUGCAUGAAGCCAUCUUCCAAGGGUGGAUCCACGCCAAACGCGCUCCGCCCGUCUGCCAGAUCAUUGUGUCGUUCCACCAUGGGGACAAGCACUACGGGAGACCACGCAACGCUCCGCUCUCUAGUUUCUCCAAGCUCCUUCCGUCUUACGCCAUGGCCGUGGCAACGCAGAUGCCGCCCUACGACAUGGGGGCCGACGGCGCUCCUCUACGCAAGGCCUUCAGCACUCCCAAGCCCAACCGCGUCUCCCGUUCGCCCAGCCCCGUCCCCCAGAAGUCAGUUCUGCAGCCUCCAGCACGCCCAGCCCAGCCACAGCAACCCGCGCUCCAGUCGCAAGGGUCCUUCGGUAGGCAGCAGCAGCCGCCGCUCUAUGUUCCUCUCCAGCAGUCUGGUGCCGCCGCGCCGUACAAAGUCGAUGGCAUGGCGGAGUUGACCUCUGCUGCCUCCGCUCCUCCCGCCGUGGCUCCCGGCGGCCUGCCGUCACCAAAGUCGGUGUUCGCUAAUCACCCCGGCUCACCGCAGCGCACCGUGGUUGAUAGCCUCUUCAAGCCGGUCGCUCCCGCCGCAGAGCUCGCCCGGCCCGGCUCUCCCGGCGCAACUGGCGAAGCCACACCUCCACAGGCCAAGCCGUUUGGAGGAAACUCGCUUUUCAAAGCGGCGGAGGUGGGAAACAUGGUGAUGCAGCAGCAGACGGCGAUGCAGGUGGCGCAGAUGACGCAGCAGAUGAACCACAUGCUGGCGGAGCUCACGGCGCUCCGCUCAACCGUGGCGGAGCUGCAGGUGCAGGUGCAGUGCGCCAAGGCGCAGGCGCAGUCGCAGGCGGUGGCGCAGAGCGAGGCGCGCGGAGCGCUGAAGGAGAGCGCGCAGCAGGUGAAGGACGCGCUGCAGGAGGGGCUGCUGGACGUCAAGGAGCUCAUUUCCUUCAAGGACGCGCAGCAGAAGGCGCGGCUGUUCAACUCGUUCAGCACGCGCGACCGCGACCCCAUGGAGCGCGUGCCUAACGACGCCGGCGAGCUGCCGGUUAGAUUCCCGACUACCCGGAAGGAGCUGACGGCCAUGUCGCUGGAUACGAUGCAGUACCUCUUCGAGUUCUACCAGCUGCCCAAGGAGCCGCAGGACACGCUCUACGACCGUCUGAUGAAGCACAUCGGCGUGCGCGUGUAG
Messenger RNA from Closterium sp. Yama58-4, 3135 nucleotides. The record is from the annotation of a GenBank genome assembly. Lineage: Eukaryota; Viridiplantae; Streptophyta; Zygnematophyceae; Desmidiales; Closteriaceae.